CCAAGGCUUGGAGGGAAACUGAAGGUUUGUUGAUGCCUUUGACGCCACCCUUGUGUUUUUGUUGUAACAAGUGGAAAACAUGGUGCAAACGUGUUGUGUUAUCAACUGCCACAAUCGUUCACGCGAUCGCUUCGGGAAUAAAAAGGAUGGGGGGAGAUUUUUCUCAUUUCCGACGUGGAAGCAAAGCCAAGGAGCUGUGAUCUGUGAGCUAACAAAGAGACGCCGAAUGGCCUGGAUAGCAGCCGUGAGACGACCAAACAUCACUUUCAACGCCAUCACCCGACACAUGUUGGUGUGUUCACGGCAUUUUCACACUGGGAGACCUGCUAAUGAAAUGGAUGAAAGCCAUCCAGACUGGGCACCCUCAUUACAUCUCGGACACACGGAGGUGAAAGCUGCAGAUAACGAGAGACUACAGAUAACAUUGCACGAGGAGGAACUUUCUCCAACAAGACAGGAGAACGAGCGACUACGACAACAACUGGAAGAUGUUUGCAAGACUCAAGUUGUGCUGCACGUUGAAGACACCCAGCAACUGAUUGAUCGUCAAGAAGAAUGUCCACCUCAGCCACAGUGGGGGCAACAUCCUAUGAAAGAGGAAGAGGAGGAGCCACAGCCAACCUUUGUUAAAAAGCAAGAGGACAAUCUCUCGAUCGCUCAGGUGGGAGAGCAUCUUCUAGGGCCAGAUGAGGCUAAUCUCGCCAGAUUGCCACUGACUGGUGUCUCUGUGAAGACCCAAGACCAUGAAGACAAACCACCUGAGUCCUCACAGCUUCAUCAUCAUCCAAGAUCACAAGCAGACAACCUCUUAGCUCCACUGUCAGAUAGUGACGACACAACGUCACACUCUCCUGAAGAUGAAGACAGGGACUACAACCAGGAAUCUUUGAGCAGCGACUGUGAAGGGAGACCUGCUAAUGAAAUGGAUGAAAGCCAUCCAGACUGGGCACCCUCAUUACAUCUCGGACACACGGAGGUGAAAGCUGCAGAUAACGAGAGACUACAGAUAACAUUGCACGAGGAGGAACUUUCUCCAACAAGAGAGGAGAACGAGCGACUACGACAACAACUGGAAGAUGUUUGCAAGACUCAAGUUGUGCUGCACGUUGAAGACACCAAGCAGCUGAUUGAUCGUCAAGAAGAAUGCCCCCCUCAGCCACAGUGGGGGCAACAGCCUAUUAAAGAGGAAGAGGAGGAGCCACAGUCCCCUUACAUUAAAGAGGAAGAGGAGGAGCCAGAGCCCCACUUUGUUAAAGUACAGGUAGAAGAGGACAAUCUUUCAAUGCGUCAGCAGGGAGAGUGUCUUCUAGGGCCAGAGAAGACUGAUCUCUCCAGGUUGCCACUGACUGGUGUCUCUGUGAAGACCCAAGACCAUGAAGACAAACCACCCGAGUCCUCUCAGCUUCAUCAUCAUCCAACAUCACAAGCAGACAACCUCUUAGCUCCACUGUCAGAUAGUGACAACACAACGUCUCACUCUCCUGAAGAUGAAGACAGGGACUACAACCAAGAAUCUGUGAGCAGCGAUACAGACUGUGAAGGUGAUAUGACGACUCAAACUGACAACAAACACUCUGAAUGCUCUAAAAAGAAGGCAGAUAAAUGUUUUAACUGCUCAGUUUGUGAUAAAAGUUUUUUUUGUAAGGGUUAUUUGACUCGACACAUGAGAACACACACAGGAGAAAAACCGUUUACUUGCUCAGACUGUGGUAAAAGUUUUGCACGAACAGCACAUUUGGUAUCGCAUAUGAGAAUACACACAGGAGAAAAACCUUAUAGUUGCUCAGACUGUGGUAAACGCUUCACUCAAAAGGUAAGUAUGUUAUCUCACAUGAGAACACACACACAAGAAAAACCUUUUAGUUGCUCAGUCUGCGGUAAAAGCUUCAAUCACAAGUUCAGUAUGGUAGAACACAUGAGAACACACACGGGCGAACAACGUUUUAGUUGCUCAGACUGUGGUAAAAGCUUCACUAAGAAGUCUAAUAUGGUAGAACACAUGAGAACACACACAGGAGAAAAACCUUUUACCUGCUCAGACUGUGGUAAAAGCUUCACUAAAAAGUCAAGUAUGUUAUUACACAUGAGAACGCAUUCAGGAGAAAAACCUUUUACCUGCUCAGACUGUGGUAAAAGUUUAGCACACAAGUUUAGUUUGGAAUUGCAUAUGAGAACACACACAGGAGAAAAACCUUUUACCUGCUCAUACUGUGGUAAAAGCUUCACUCAAAAAACAAAUGUGGUAAAACACAUGAGAACACACACGGGAGAAAAACGUUUUAGUUGCUCAGACUGUGGUAAACGUUUCACUGAAAAAACAAAUGUGGUAAAACACAUGAGAACACACGCAGGACAGAUGUUUUAGUUGCUCAAAUUGUGGUUACACAUUUAGUCGGGAGUCCUCUUUGAAAGGACUCACUGAUGGUCCACUGUAGUUAAAGGUAUUUUAUUUGACUGUAUGCCGUAAUUAUUAAAUGCUGUAACUGAGGCCCUUCUCAAUCCCACUGACAUACCUUCCAUAGAGGAAGCAGAGUCUGAGGACCCAAACGUGGACAGUUCCAUCAUCGUGGCUGAGGUACCUGGGGUAGUCAAAAUGCUCCCCAGUGGCAAAGCUCUGGGAGUGGACGAGUUUCGCCCCCGAAUUCCUCAAGGCUCUGGAUGUUGAAGGACUGUGUUGGCAGACACAUCUCUUCAACAUUGUGUGGAAGUCGGGAACAGUACCUCUGGAUUGGCAGACCUUUUCAAAAAGGGUGACCAGAGGGUGUGUUUGAAUAUAGGGGGAUCACACUUGUCAGCCUCCCUGGGAAAGUCUAUUCCAGGGUGCUGGAGAGAAGGGUACGACCGUUAGUUGAACCUCUGCUACAGGUGCAAUGUGGUUUUGGUCCUGGUUUUGCAACACUGGACUGCUCGUCACCCUCUCAAGGGUACUGGAGGGUACUUGGGAGUUUGCCCAACAGGUCUACAUGUGCUUUGUGGACUUGGAAAAGGCAUUGGACCAUGUCCCUCGCGGUGUCCUGUGGUGGGUGCUCCAGGAGUAUGGGAUUGGUGGUGCUACUAGUCGGUCCUUGUACAACCGGAGCAGGAGCCUGGUUGGCAUUGCCAGCAGUAAGUCAAGCCUGUUUCCGGUGAACGUCGGCCUCUGCCAAGGCUGCCCUUUGUCACUGAUUCUGUUCAUAAUUUUCAUGGACAGAAUUUCUAGGCGCAGCCAAGGUGUCGAGGGAGUCCAGUUCAGUGGCCUUAGGAUCGUCUCUGCUAUUUGCUAUUUGGUCCUGAUGGCCUCAUAGGGCUGUGACCUUCGGCGUUUACUGGGACGGUUUGCAUCUGAGUGUGGAGCUUCUGGGAUGAGACUCAGCACCUCCAAAUCUGAGGCCAUGGUUCUCAGUCGGAAAAGGGUGGAUUGCUCCCUCCCGGUUGGGAAUGAGGUCCUGCCCCAGGUAGAGAAGUUUAAGUAUCUCGGGGUCUUGUUCAUGAGUGAGGGAAGGUUGGAGCGUGAGGUCGAUAGGCGGAUCGGCGCAGCUGGCCUGGGAAAUCCUUGGCAUCCUCCCGGUGGAGCUGGAGGAGGUGGCCGGGGACCGGGAAGUCUGGUCUUUCUUACUGAGACUGCUGCCCCCGCGACCCGGACCCGGAUAAGCAGAGGAAAAUGGAUGGAUGUAACUGAUGAAGUCACUUCCUGUUCAGUUACAUCCAGAUUCAUUCCGGAAAGUAGUGAUUUGAUUCCUUUUACUUUUACUUGAAUAUUAUUCACUCACUGAAGUCAAUUGGGUACUCCAGUCACCCGUCACAGACCGCGUGGUUUGAUUCGAUUUUGCGCAAACGAUUGUAUGUAAUGAAAGGAAAUAAUGAUAUUAUUUUGUUAUUGUUACAUUGUCUUAUUAUUUUAUUUGAAAUUCAGGGUUUCUGCUUCAUGUAAUGGAUUGUGGUCUCGCGCCACAGUCAAAUAAAAAGCCACCACACCUUGGAAAACAAUGUUAAGUAAUACAUUGUAUGAAUGGACAUACACGCUAUAUCGGGGUGCCCAUUACGGUGAAAGUCAGUUCUUUGAUUGCUGCGCUUGAGGUCAUGAAUUCUACUAUAGAAAUGUGUGUUUUCUCCAAGUUUGUUUGUCAAACGACUAUUUCACGAAUUGGAAAAUGUGCCCAUUGCUGAAAUGUUGCCUUGACUUCAGCUUCGUUGUCUUUUGUACAAUCCUUUUCGUUUCUUGUAUACAAUAACUAUAGUGUUUGAUAGCAAAUGCCAACUGGACGUAAUGCAUGAAGUGUGUGUAUAAUGAACGCUACGUCGCUAUUUUCUCUCAUCCCCCACGCCCUCCGCCCAACCGUAGUAGAAAUUUUUAGUUAGCACCGGUGGAAAAAGGAAAUAAACUACUCAAUGACUGAUCUGUCUUUUUGGGUAUUUAUUCUGCAGAAUGGGAAGAUAGUUGAAACUCUGCCGCAAGUACUGCCCCACCUUUUUGGUUUUGUUUUGUUUACAUCUGACUCAGAUCCACUAAUCGUGGCUUUAAAAUAAAGCUACACAUCUUCCAGUUGUACUUUCCAUUCUUUUGCGUGUUCAUCUAUUUUGUCCACUUUAACCUUUAUUGCUUUUGUAAGUGAACUCCGACAUCUUUCCCUAACUGACCCUACCAGUUACCAAUUACUUUCUUCUAAUUUUUUGGCCCACCCAUGGUGUUUUUUCUCCUUUUUUUUGUUAGUUUUACUAUUUUUGUCAUUCAUUCACAUACACAACGUCUUUCACUUAUACUUUUAGAGGAAUUUCACCUCAAGUUCCGCAACCUCCAAUUGGUACUUUCGAGGACUGUAACUCUGGGGACUCCAACCCUGUUUAAGAAGUAUUUCAAGUUCUAAGGUCCGCAACCUCAGAUUGGUACUUUGGAGGAUCCUAACCCCGGGGACGCCAAUCCUGUCUAAGAAGUAUUUCACUUUGUAAGGUCCGCAUGACUCCUCAUGACUCUUUAAGGACGUCAACACAAGUAUUGAGGAAUCAUGUGUAAUAAUCUUUAUUGACAUAUUGAUUUGAAUUGUGAAUUACUGGUAUCAACUAUUUUGAAACUGUGAAUGUGAAAUACUAAUCAUUAGUAUUUAGUAAAGUAGUUGCAGAGUUUACCGCUUGGGAGAAACCCUGAUAUCAGCGCGUCAUGCUCUAAAAUGGACUUGCAAAUAAAAUGUUGAUGCUUCAGUCAUUUGAGACAACGUUUGUCUGUUGAAACUAUGACCGAUUGUAAACGGAGCCAUCUGUGAAUUGUGAAGAAACUUUUCAUUUUUAUAGUAGUUCUUAAUAAUGAUUGGCAGUUUUUAAUGGUUUUGUUAUUUUUAUUAAUUUCUUUAUUAAAUACUGUUUUCACGUGUUUUCUAUGAUUUUGUCUGCUGUUUUUUUCUGUAGUUGUAGCUUAGCUUAGCUAUUUUGUAAAUCACCCUGGUACGUCAGUAUACUUUAGGGUGUAAAGUAAGUAAAUGACUUUAAUUUAUUAAACAAAUGAAUAAAUACAUCAUAAAUUAAAAUAAAUAAAUUACUCAUUGAAAUAAUAAUUAAAUGUCUUAUAUUCUUUAUGCUGAUAUGAAAUACCCCCGCAACUCCAGUGUGGACAAGCAGCAGUGAAAAUGGAUGAAUGAUAUGAAGUACACUACUUUUAAACAUUUACCAGGCACAUGAGGUGAAUUUGCAUGAAGUACGGGAUCGGUAUCAGCGAGACCAUCCUGAAUUGAACUCGGUAUGGAAAUGAAAACGAAAUCAGUGGUAUCAUUUUAUUUUCAAAAGACCAGCCGAGUAACCAUCAGGGAAUUGAAAACUUGUUCCUAUCUUUACAGUAUCACUUUAUACUUCUACAAUUGUGCAGUAAGGGAUGCGCAAAUGACGAUUGGUUAAUAGAAUUUAGUUUUUUUUAUAACUUUUUUGUAACUUCGCACUGCCUGCACUGGGGCUUGCACACACAACCUUCGCAAUGGGAGAGGAGACUGCCCGGACUGUCGAUCGCGUGUUCAGCGUUCUUAAGGCAGAGGGAGUGAGGUUUACGCAUACACGUGUGUGAGCAUUACAUAUAUAUAUCUAUAGAAUAUAGAUAUAGACAUACGUAUAUAGAUACAGUCAAACUUGUUUAUAGCGGCCACUAGAGGGAGACUGCAAAAGUGGCCGCUAUAGACAGGUGGCCUCUAUAGACAGGUUGGCGUCCAGUUUGAAUGUUGACCAGUAGAGAAAAAAAAAGAUAAUAAUAAUGUUGACCAGUAGAGGGCACUGCGGACUGCGGAUAAAAGUUGUACAGCACUACUAGGCUUGUUAUUAUCAUGGUUCAUGGUUCAUGGUUUUAAUCCUGAACAUGCAUAUGAGUCAAACAGUAGCACAUCACAUAGUACAAUUCACAAUUUUGCAUGUCCAAAAAGGAGUAGGAAGAAGCAAAGCUUAUUUAAUCCUACCCCUCAUCAGUUUCACAUCAGUUGCAAUACAUUUAUUCACCUCUUGUUCUUCCAAGUGUACUUUGUAGGUCUACAUGACAAUGUAGUGCAAUCAUAGCCAAGGUUUUUACUUACUAAAAGGAAGCUAGAGGCUUAAUAAUAACUGAUAGAAUAUAUCCACCACCCACAGAACAAAGCUGUGCUAGUAAUGUCUUACGCUUGUUUUUUAUAUUUUACUUUUUAUACGGCAGAGUGUCAUUACAGCUUUAGUUCAUCAGGAAGUGACGGGAAGUGACGGUGGGCGUCCCGAGCAGGAGAGCUAGGCUCAGUGCUAGCUGUGAGUUUGGAGAGAGUUGGGAAGUGUGUUUAUGUUGGCGUGGAUGUAAAGUCCUGCAGUGUUCUCCGCUGUUAAUAAAGCCAUUAAAGGGCAUCGGCGACGUGAGUCUCUCCUUCCCCACAACAAGCGGCAUUACAGUAUUGACCAGUGCACACCAGGAAAUAAACGGUGUCAUUUCUUACAGGCAUUGGCUGGACAGCUAUGUAGUGGGGCUUGUUUAACCUUUGCCUUGUGGGCAAGCAGGAAGGAGAGACGAUGCUGAGAGAUGUGUGUGUGUUCUGAGCUGCUGUCUGGUGGCCGCAUUCAAUAAAUAAAGUUGGCAGAAGCAACAGGAGAAGUUUCCUUCUUUGCUUCGGAGCUGAAUAACACUGACAAGUUAACAGACUAGUAGCGAACGCAAAAGAAGACGGCUUUGUUUGUGUCGAAUACAGAAGCUGAGGACUUUGAUGGAUUUGUGGAUGAGGAUUGAUGAAAAAUAACGUGAGUACAUUCUAAAAUACUUCAAUUAAGUACAACCAAACUCAGUUUUGCUCCCGCUGUAGAAGGUCCUCAACCCCUCAGCAGGACCGAUACCUGCUCGUUUGUGCAAGGCGGAAUAGGAUGAGCACUGCUCGUGCCCUACAGAAUGACCUCCAGAGGGCCACUGGUGUGAAUGCUUCUACCCAAACAAUCAGGAACAGACUUCAUGAGGGUGGCCUGAGGGCCCGACGUCCUGCAGUGGGCCCUGUGCUCACUGCCCAGCACCGUAGAGCUCCAUUGGCAUUUGCCAUAGACCACCAGAAUUGGCAACUACACCACUGGUGCCCUGUGCUCUUCCCUGAUGAGAGCAAGUUCAACCUGAGCACAUGCGACAGACGUGAAAGAGUCUGGAGAUGCCGUGGAGAACGUUAUGCUGCCUGCAACAUCAUUCAGCAUGACCGCUUUGGUGGUGGGUCAGUGAUGGUCUGGGGAGGCAUAUCCCUGGAAGGACGCACAGACCUCUACAGGUUAGAUAACGGCACCCUGACUGCUAUUAGGUAUCGGGAUGAAAUCCUUGGACCCAUUGUCAGAACCUACGCUGGUGCAGUGGGACCUGGGUUCCUCCUGGUCCACGACAAUGCCCGACCUCAUGUGGCUAGUGUAUGCAGGUAGUUCCUGGAGGAUGAAGGAAUUGAUACCAUUGACUGGCCCCCACGUUCACCUGACCUAAACCCAAUAGAACACCUCUGGGACAUUAUGUUUAGGUCCAUCCGGCACCACCAGGUUGCUCCUCAGACUGUCCAGGAGCUCAUGGAUGCCCUGGUCCAGAUCUGGGAGGAGAUCCCCCAGGACACCAUCCGUAGUCUCAUUAGGAGCAUGCCCCCACGUUGUCAGGCAUGCGUACAAGCACGUGGGGGCCACACAAACUACUGAGAAUCAUUUUGAGUUGCUACAAUGACAUUUUAGCCAAAUGGACCAGUGUGCUGCAUCAUUUUUUCACUUUCAUUUUUGGGGUGUCUUUGAUUUCCCCCCUCUAUAGGGUGAUCAUUUUCAUUUCUAUCAAAUGAUGUGGCAUCAUUUUGUUACUAAUACAUCACCCACUUAUUAUCAGGAAACAUAUUCAACAUCAUUUUUACCCCAGUUUAGAUCUGAUGUGUUUUCCAAGUGUUCCUCUCAUUUUUUUGAGCAGUGUGUAUAUAUAUAUAUAUAUAGAGAGAGAGAGAGAGAGAGAGAGAGAGAAAAUGAAAAUGAAAAUGAAUUAGGGAGCCCUAUAAACUCCUCAACUUUAGCUCCUGACACCAGUUUUG
This is a messenger RNA of Dunckerocampus dactyliophorus (ringed pipefish), 8489 nucleotides long. Its product is annotated as zinc finger protein 436-like. Gene Ontology annotation, molecular function: DNA-binding transcription factor activity, RNA polymerase II-specific; RNA polymerase II cis-regulatory region sequence-specific DNA binding. Gene Ontology annotation, biological process: regulation of transcription by RNA polymerase II. Lineage: Eukaryota; Metazoa; Chordata; Actinopteri; Syngnathiformes; Syngnathidae. Bases 80 to 2365 code for a protein of 761 amino acids. The record is from RefSeq and is a predicted model, not a curated record. Gene Ontology annotation, cellular component: transcription regulator complex; PcG protein complex. The transcript has 5 exons.